AUGGAUUCCGACAAGCCCCGGACUCGUUUGAGGACUGAGAACUCAAAGCAGCUGCCGAUGGCGAUCGAGUGUAGCAAGACGAACAAGAUUUUUCCGCUCCGGUUCUGCAUGUCGUGCCCGACUGUUGACACAUCAACGGAACACGCUGUGACACCGGAAAAACUUAGCCAUCUUAAAACUAGACAUGUGUCCCUCUUCACUAAACUGAAUACAAAACACACAUCUGUUACAUUUCUUAAUAACUAUCCGUCUAACUUGAUGACGUCAUGCGUUCCCCAAGUGGCGUGCUGGCGUUCAUAUUCCAAGUGUUGUUCGCCAUGUUCUUUUCCUAGCUGCUGCGGCUGUCUGCCACCACCAUGCAAUGAACCGCCCCGUUGUAUACAAUGUAUGACUGGUUACUACUACUACCCCUAUGGGUACUGGUUUUGUGGUCCAUAUCAUGUAGGUGGUACAUGCUGCCCCGUGGGGCCAUCCGGAAUUUGUCCUCCACAGUCAAAGUGUUGUCCCACAGCAGCCUGUGUUUGUCCGGCAGCGGCUGCCGUCGUGACUCAAGCGGUGAAAGCUUGCGCUAAAACUAAGCCCAUUUCCGAUCAGCCUUUCGAAUCUCCUAUCUCUGAGCAGAAACCUCAGAGGUUAAAGAAUAAAACCAUUAAGCCGGAAUCUGGAGUACGUAAGGCUAUCAGACCGGAUCUUUCUAAGGCAAUUCCAAUUCCUUUAAGCACCGAUGCCAAUGAAAAAAGCAGUCCAAAGUCCGCAGUAGAAAAUAAACAGAUCCAUUCGACUACUUACUCUUCGCUUUGCUGUUCACCUUGCGGAUUUAAAGGUCCAUUAGAAAAUCCUGUCAAUUCUGUAAAGGCUGAUUUUAAUCAAAUGAAGGUAAAUUAUCACAGCAUCAGUGGCCGUUUCAAUUCUAGACUGGGUUAUGCAAACUAUCGUGCUCCAAUAAAUAAGAGAGACAUCACUGUUCAUCAAAAGCGUUGUAGGUAUACCGGUGUCAUGAGACCUCAUACACUACUUGGCAAUGGAAAGAACGACUGUCAUGGAAUAAGACUUGAAACAUAUACUCGCCCCCAAGCAGUUCAUGAGACGUUUAAUCCCUAUGAAUUAUAG
This is a messenger RNA of Parnassius apollo (apollo), 1110 nucleotides long. The record is from the annotation of a GenBank genome assembly. Lineage: Eukaryota; Metazoa; Arthropoda; Insecta; Lepidoptera; Papilionidae.